Rhopilema esculentum is the source of this 3705-nucleotide messenger RNA. RefSeq names its product exostosin-like 3. Lineage: Eukaryota; Metazoa; Cnidaria; Scyphozoa; Rhizostomeae; Rhizostomatidae. Gene Ontology annotation, cellular component: membrane. The record is from RefSeq and is a predicted model, not a curated record. Gene Ontology annotation, molecular function: glycosyltransferase activity.
GGUUACGCAUUAGGUUGCCGAAAUGGCGGCGCACGAUCGGCACAAAUCCGUCGGUGGAAAAGCAAUAAUGGGUUACUAUUCACGAGAUACAUGUUAAUUAGCCGAAAUUAAACGUCUGAUAGUAAUUUUCGAAAAAUAUUCCUGCUGUGGUUGAUUCAAAAGAAGUUUUCCAUGUGAAACAUGGACUUGUAUUGUGGCCUAGCUGCUUUCUGAUGACUGGAAAUUUUCGGAUCAACAAUAACUUCAAUCAGGAAGAUGGUUAGAUCUGGCUUUGGAUAAGAAAGCUUGGUGCUAUUAAGUGUCUACACGGUUGGCAAGUUGCAUAGUUUCGCACUAUGAAAGUUAAAGAAUUGUCAACGAUGUGCAUAUGUCCAAAUAAUAAUCGAGCCUCUCGUAUUGCUUUCAAAGCAAUGGUUGCCUUUUUCAUUAUUUUUGGUCUUAUGUUUAUUUUGUUAGUUCAUAGUAUACUGAAUCAAAUUCCUAGUGGGGGAAGAACAUCACAAUGGAAUACAGCACAUCCUGUGGAAGAGAUUUGGAUGGGGGAAACUGAAAAAUUAACAAGUACUGGUGUGAGUGAGACUCUCUCUACUUUAAAAAGUGAAAUAUUUGAACUUCAAAAGAUAAAGGUUGCUGCUUUAAAUGACCUGCGAGAUCUUGAAGGAAAGAGAUAUUUGUACCAAGAUGCUGUUAAGAAAUUAGCUGCAAGUAAACUGGAUCUUUUGAAUGAAAUAAAAAGGUCAGAACGUGGGUUGAAUAAGUUGAAAAAUGAACUUCGUGCACUACAAUCAGCUGUAGAAUCAAAAAAAUACCAUGUCAACAUUCCAGUUGGUAAGCCAAAGCAACUUAGGCCCUCUGGGGAUAUAAUUGAGCACAAUAAACAGUCUUUGAGCCAGUCAAAAUGCAACUGUAAAUUUUCAAGUUGCUUUGACUAUUCACAAUGUUCCUUGCUAGAACCAUUUUCAGUGUAUGUGUAUAAGCCUUCUCCCAUGUUGAAGCUGCCAGUUGAUUAUAAAAGAAUGAUGGAUGUAUAUCAAGAUGUUUUGAAGUUUUCUCAUGUGACCACAAAUCCAAAGCAAGCAUGCAUUUUUGUGGAUAUUGUAAUACUAGAUGUUGAAACAAGUAUGAAAUAUGAAAAAGGUGUACUUUUGAGACAUUUCAGUAGCCUUUCAAGGUGGGAAAGUGAUGGAAGAAAUCAUUUGAUUAUGUUUUUAUCAAAGCAACCGGAAGAUGAAAGCUGCAAAUAUGUGGCAGAAAUGGCAAAUACUAAAUCAAUUAUUGCUUCAUCUAUAUAUUGUAAAGAAUCAUUUAGGGAACAAUUUGAUGUGUUACUAUACCCUGACGAUUUGAUAUUUGUUCAGGGGCAUGGUCAAUCAAUGUUGCCUAAGUUGUUCCCUAUCAGGAGAAAGUACUUGUUUACAUUUGUUGAGAAAUCAUAUGGGCCUAUUGUAUCAAAUUCUGAUUUGAUCGCACUGAGAGGAAAUUAUGUGAAUAUAUAUAUAAAGGCUGGUUGUAAGAGAAAAGAAUCAGGUUUACUAGAAGAGUUUACAGCUCUCUGCCAAGAUGCAGAAGAUAUUGAGAGAGUUUUACAACAAUCUACUUUUAACAUCAUAUACACUGCAAUCAAGUCACAAGAUCAAGGGUAUUUUCUUAGAGACAUAAUUACAUCAUUAGUAAAUGGAGCUAUUCCUGUAGUAAUAGGAAAGUCAUUUGUUCUUCCUUUUUCAGAAUUCAUUGAUUACCGAAAAUUCAUUAUUUUUAUUACUGGAGCAAGAGUACCUGAGACACACUAUAUUUUAAGAAUGGUGACAAAAUCAAAUGUGUUUGGUAUGAGAAAACAUGGAAGAUUCAUUUAUGAAACAUAUUUUGCCUCCUUAAAAAUGAAUCUCAUGACAAUUUUCAGCAGCAUUCAAAGUAAAGCUGGCUUACCACCAUUACCUUUGGAAGAUUACAAGUCAAUUCCUUUAUUUACUAAUUCAUCACCAUUGUCAUUCAAAAAUGAACGAGAAAGCAGUAUCAUAAUGUCUAGCCCAUAUGAUAGCAACUGGACAACCACAAACGUUAAUAGUCAUGACCUAUGGAACAAUUACCCAGGGGCCCACUACCUAUUGAAGUUUGUCCCAAGAAAUACUGUACUGCCUCCAUCUGUGCAGUUUUUUGAAGAUGUCACAGAUUACAUGCCAAUUGGUAAUGGAGAAGGUGGAGAUGGAAAAGCUUUUAAGAAUUCACUUGGAGGUGACAGUUCAGUGGAGCAUUUUACAGUGGUUAUUCUUACAUAUGACAGAGAGUUAAUCUUAGUAGAAUCACUGCAACGACUUUCAAAUCUCAAGUAUUUGAACAGAGUGAUAGUCAUAUGGAACAACCCUAUAAUGCCAUCAAAAGAGUUGGAGUGGCCCGAAAUUGGUGUCCCUAUACAUGUUGUUAAAGGGGAGAAGAAUAGCUUAAACAACAGAUUCCUUCCAUUUGAUCUUAUUGAUACUGAAGCAGUUUUGUCAAUGGAUGAUGACAUCUACUUGAGAGAUGAUGAAAUCGAGCUUGCUUUCAGAAUUUGGAGAGAAAACAGGGACCGGAUAGUUGGGUUCCCCGGUAGAUUUCAUUCAUGGAAUCCACAAGGAGGAUGGUCAUACAAUGCAAACCAUUCCUGUGAAUUGUCAAUGGUUUUGACUGGUGGAGCUUUCUUUCAUAAGUAUUAUUCAUACUUAUACACAUACCUGAUGCCAGAAACAAUACGUGAUAUGGUGGAUGAGUAUAUGAAUUGUGAAGACAUUGCUAUGAAUUUUCUUGUCGCUCAUGUUACUGGGAGACCUCCUGUUAAGGUGACGUCAAGAUGGACAUUUCGUUGCCCUGGUUGUCCUAGUUCUUUAUCCAACGACAAUACACAUUACACUGAACGCGCUAAAUGCUUACAGUUAUUACGAAAUAUAUAUGGAUAUAUGCCGCUGCGACGGACGCAGUUUAGGGCCGACUCUGUCCUAUUCAAGACGAGGCUGGCAGCCACUGAAAAGAAAUGUUACCAGUUUGUCUAAUUAUUUGCAUGUUUACAGAAUGAGUCUAGAUUUCAACUGGCCUGGGAAUCGCGUCCUACUUCGCGUUUUUCAAUCAGAACAGUUCGUAGAUGUGUCCGUGUACAUGAUACAAGGUGAAGAAACAUCCUAUUUUUAUAAAUUGACUUGUCUACGUACGCAUCUACGUAGUGUAUGUCUAGGCUAAUGCAUUGGUUCUAAAUUACUAAUACUGGUACUGCUUUUCAUUGAAUGUGGGAUAUUUAAGAUAUAGGUUUGCUGCCAACUAAUGGCUGUUACAAAUCGAAGAAGCCAGACAGGCAGCAUUUACGCAGAGUCGUCUCCAAAUAGAUUUGUUCAGGUGAAUCAACAAACAUUUUCUUCCAGCCUAACCCUUUUUUGAGAUUUUCUUCUUGUACUGGCGUAUAAGUAUCAAACUGCCCUGCUAUUAUUUAAAAGUUCUUCGCUGCAAAUUCAAACACAAACAAACAUCCCUUUAGUGGCAUAUGUAACUCAAGGUGCGAUGCAAGUGUUAAGGACAUAGUUCAUGUCACUUUUCAGAUCUAAUAUGUAUUUAGGUAUUAUAUAAUAUAUCCAUGCAGUAUCCCAUGAUGUUGCAAACUUUUUGAAAAAAACUAGAUUUUUGUUACUGAAUUUUAUUUAUAUUAAAUCCAGCAUGUUCAUACGAGUGUCUUCCCAUACCUGA